UUCAAAACAAAAAUAGACGCUAUGGAAGAUUUAACGGUAUCGCAAUUGGAGGAUUUGCGGCAACUGCAACUCCAACUAAACGCAAAUAGGGAUAUUUACAUCAACUUGUAUACCAAGAUUAUAAAGCAGACAUUUUCAACUCAAAUGAAUAAUUUGGUUGAUGGAGAAUUUAAUAUAGAAGCUGUGAAAUUGAAUGUGCCCCAAAAACCCCCCAUGCUUCCACCCCAGGAAUAUACACCCAUGCACCAACUAAGUACAUUGGAGGAGGUUUACAAGGCUACCAUGGAUGGCUUGUCGAUGCUGCAUUCAAACGAUGGAGACUGGCACUGAAAAAUAUAAUCCCUAUUAUUCGUUGUAUAAUUUCAAUUUGAACGCAAAAACUUACGUCGAAUAUAGGAAUAAUGGGCCGACGCUUAAAAAUACUACCUUUGGUUCGCAAAAUCAACAUGUAUUUUACAUCCAACUAAGAAAAUAUAAAAUGAGUUACAAGUUAG
Molecule: messenger RNA, 494 nt
Organism: Drosophila bipectinata
Lineage: Eukaryota; Metazoa; Arthropoda; Insecta; Diptera; Drosophilidae
Source: RefSeq, a predicted model, not a curated record